AUAGGUAGGAGGUAUGAGCUGGAUUGGCCAAAGAAACGUGGUAAGGAUCCCACACUGUCUGCAGAGCAAGCAAUAUAAUGCACGCGAUGAACGGAGUUGAUGUUGUAUGGUGAUGAACUAUAGAAUGAAACAGCCCUGGACGCAACACUUCUAACGAAUCCAACAUCUAAAUAUAAACUGCACAAUGAGAAGCUCAUCCAUGUAACUUGUUUUAGCGAAUGUGUAAUAACAAACCUAGUGACGGAAUGUACUUUAUUUUCUUACGUUUUCUCCCUCUAUUCUAAAGGGGAGGGGUAGCUGAUAACUAGAGGGCGGUGGCAUUCGCUCUGCGUGCACGGAGCUGCGCGAGUCAGUGCUUUGACUCAAGUCCUGGGACCCCUGAACCCAUUGGUUUCCCCCCAUAUUCUUUCUCUUUCUACAUUAUCCGCUGACCUGACCGUUAUUAUAGCGGACAACAACCACCUCGUCUGCGUCUGGACCACAACUGCUAUUUUACGAACAGUGGGUUUCAUCAGCAAGGUGUUUGUUUUACUCUGCCUAUAAUGGGGAAAAGUGGACAGUCUGCGAAAACUGGAAUAGGACUUGCGAGGUACUUUCUGCGAAUGUGUACCAUACCUGGACUCGUUCUUCUGGUCCUCGUAAACAUUGGAUUCGCACAAGGACUGGUGGUGCGUGAGGCCAGCAUCGAGAUCUUUCGGCAGCAGGUAGACGAGCUGUUUGGGCCAGAGGACUUCUGGUGUCAGUGUGUAGCCUGGAGCUCUGCAGGGACCACCAAGAGCCGUAAAGCCCACGUCCGCAUCGCAUAUCUCAGGAAAACGUUUGACCAGGAGCCACUGGGGAAGGAGGUGUCACUGGAACAGGAAGUACUUCUCCAGUGCCGCCCACCUGAGGGCAUACCUGCUGCAGAGGUGGAGUGGUUGAAGAACGAGGAGAUCAUUGACCCGGCUGAUGACCGUAAUUUCUACAUCACCAUUGACCACAACCUGAUUAUUAAGCAGGCCAGACUGUCAGACACGGCCAACUAUACGUGCGUGGCCAAGAACAUUGUUGCCAAGAGGAGAAGUACCACUGCUACUGUUAUUGUCUAUGUGAACGGCGGCUGGUCGACAUGGACAGAGUGGUCAGUGUGUAACAGUCGCUGUGGCCGCGGUUACCAAAAGCGUACUCGCAGCUGUACCAAUCCCGCCCCGCUCAACGGAGGAGCCCCCUGUGAUGGACAGGCAACCCAGAAGCUGGCCUGCACCUCCCUCUGCACUGUCGACGGGUUGUGGACAGAGUGGAGUAAGUGGUCUACUUGUGGUACAGAGUGCACUCACUGGCGCAGGAGAGAAUGCAAUGCCCCUGCACCCAAAAAUGGAGGCAAGGACUGCGAGGGUAUGGUCCUACAGUCCCAGAACUGUACUGACGGACUCUGUAUGCAGACGGCCCCCAGCACAGAAAACAUGGCGCUCUACGUAGGCAUCGUCAUCGCUGUCAUAAUGUGUCUGGUCAUCUCCGUCAUCGUGGCGCUCUUCGUCUACCGGAAAACCCACCGGGACUUUGACUCUGACAUCAUCGACUCAUCAGCCCUCAACGGAGGCUUCCAGUCGGUCAAUAUAAAGACGGCGCGCUCAGCUGAUUUGCUGACCGCUCCCCCGGACCUGACCAACGCUGCGGCCAUGUACCGCGGCCCCGUCUACGCCCUGCAUGACGUGUCCGACAAGAUCCCCAUGACCAACUCGCCCCUCCUGGACCCCCUGCCCAACCUGAAGAUCAAGGUGUACAACUCCUCUGGCCUGGUCACUCCCUCGGAAGACCUGUCUGACUUUUCCUCCAAGCUGUCCCCUAAGGUCACCCAGUCCCUGCUGGACAGUGAGAACAUGAACCUGCGUAACCAGAGCCUGGCUCGGACCCGAGACCCCUCCUGCACCGCCGCAGGAUCCUUCAACUCCCAGGGAGGACACCUCAUUGUUCCCAACUCAGGUGUGAGCUUGCUGGUACCAGCGGGCGCUGUUCCUCAGGGUCGUGUGUAUGAGAUGUACGUGACGGUGCACAGGAAGGACAGCAUGAGGCCACCAGUAGAGGAUGUUCAGACAGUGUUGAGCCCCGUGGUGAGCUGUGGUCCCCCAGGGGCCCUCCUGACCCGCCCAGUCAUCCUCACCAUUCAUCACUGUGCCGAGGCCGACGGAGACGACUGGCAGGUCCAGUUGAAGAACCAGCUGCAUCAGGGCCAAUGGGAGGACGUGGUAGUGGUCGGGGAGGAGAACUUCACCACACCCUGCUAUAUCCAGAUGGAUGAGGAGGCAUGUCAUCUACUGACAGAGACCCUGGGGACCUACUGCCUGGUGGGCCAGUCUGUCAGCAAGGCUGCCGCCAAGCGCCUCAAACUGGCCAUCUUCGGCCCUGUGUCAAGCACCACCCUGGAGUACCACAUUAGAGUCUACUGUCUGGACGACACCCAGGACGCACUCAAGGAGGUACUUCAGAUGGAGACCCAGAUGGGAGGGAAGCUGCUGGAUGAACCAAAGACCCUGAACUUCAAGGACAGCACCCACAACCUGCGCCUCUCUGUCCACGACGUCCCCCACGGACAGUGGAAGAGCAAGCUGCUCGCCAAGUACCAGGAGAUCCCCUUCUACCAGGUGUGGAGUGGCUGCCAGCGGACCCUUCACUGCACCUUCACCCUGGAGCGGUUCAGCCCCAGCACCACAGAGCUCAGCUGUAAGCUGUGUGUCCGCCAAGUAGAAGGGGAGGGGCAGAUCUUUCAGCUCAGCAGCACUUUGUCUGAGGACACCCAGAACAUCGACACGUCUCUCAUGGACCCGGCUAGCAACAUCACCACCCUGGUGGGGCUCAACGCCUUCCGUAUCCCCCUCUCCAUCAGACAGAAGCUCUGUGGCAGCCUUGACGCGCCCCAGACCAGAGGAUCCAAUGACUGGAGGAUGCUGGCCCACAAACUCAACCUGGACAGGUAUCUGAACUAUUUUGCCACCAAGUCCAGUCCCACAGGGGUGAUCUUGGACCUGUGGGAGGCCCAACACUUCCCAGACGGGAACCUCAACAGACUGGCUGCCGUGCUGGAGGAGAUGGGUCGCCACGACAGCCUGCUCCCAUGACGACGGAGCACUGACACCCGAGGACCGGACCAGGGACCAUCUGAGUGUGUCUGAGUCACGGACACCGACGGACACAAAUAGACCAACGCACAGACAGACAAUGUCCUGACUGUCACCCAUGGCAAUGGUCGGGACAAAAAAACACGUGUGGGUGGGAGAAAUUAGUGAGCAAAAAGACCUUGUUGUUGAUGUGUGAUCCGAGUCGUUCUCUUUGCUGUGAUUAUUUUGUAUUGGGGGACAACAGAAAGAAAACAAAUCCUGGAGAUCCCAUUGUUAUCCUUGGCUGUGCGUUCCUUGGUACAGUCUGCUUUUCUUUAUACAGUUUCCUAGGAAACGGUCUAUUCUGCUGUCCAUAUAUGUGGAUGAUUUCCUACUUCAGACUUUACUAACGUAUGUAGGCUACUCAGUGACUGUCGCUCAGUCAGAAUAGGGAGACAGACAGGGAGCGAAAAGGGACAAGUAUUGAAGUGGAGUCCUUGGAAUAAUGUAGUUAUGCGAUAUGGAGAACCGAAUGCAGUCCAUUUUAUCCGCACCACCAAUACUACCCAUACAUUGGUUCUGUUGAUUACAUUUAGCUUGUGUUGAUUUCCCUAAAUAUGUUUAAUCAUGAUUUUAAUUUCAGGAUUCAAGGUGUGGUGAAGAAACUCUUAUGUCUUUCUACCCUUUUGUCUAAUUUGUUUCAUUGUGGUUUUGUUGAUCUCUAGCGCCAUCCUGUGGCCUUUGGAAAAAUAACAACAUCUAUCUUAUAAUCGUGUCUGAACCGUGUAAAUACAUGAAUAACAAGUACAUUCUAAUGGCAUUAUACUAUUGCUUUAUUGUUAAUCAUUAUUCAUUUGUAUUGUGAUUUAUUUUCAGUUAGAGCUGUGAACUGUAGGGAGGGGGCUAGCUAACACAUUAGCUUUGUUGUUCGAAAUUGCCUAUUUUGCAGAACAACUGUGCAUUUGAGCACUGGCCGCUUUUGUUGGGGAUAAAUGUGCAGAGAAUUAUUGAGGUCAAGCAUAUCUGGGUCUUACUGAUAGAGAAUAAAGUGGGUGUGGGUGGGGACUGGAGUACAGUGAAGUUGCCCCUAGACGCAGAUCUUGGGUCAGUUUUGCAUGUCCCCUACUAAUCGUUAAGGUUAUGAUUGGAGGAGUCAAAGCUGUACCUUGGGGAAACUUCACCCUGGAGCGGGUGGGACUGCCUGUUUCUGCUCUGGAGUUACACCAUAUCAAACUGAUCUGAGACCAGAGUGGAGAGGCCAAUACCAUAAUAUGGAGUAAAGAUGCAAUGAAAUGUGGACAUAAAAGCCUCAGUUGCUUUAAGUUGGACUGCCUUAUUUUCCCAACUUAUACAGGUACAUAGUUGAAUAUGGCAACGGCUAUUUGACUAGCUAUGUUCUACAUUCUGUCCUUCAUUAUCUCACUUGAUGUCAUUCAGAAGAGGAGUUUGAUUUUGGUUUCAAAGAAAAUAAAAAAUCUUUACCAUAGAAUAACUAGUUUGGCAUGACAAUGAAUUGAUUUGAUAGCAUACAAAGAUCUGGGACCAGGCUAUAGAAUAACAUACAUGCAAUGACUACAUACAACUUUCAAAUAUCAAUAUAGGUGUUAGAUAAUAGUCUGUCCCACAUCGUAUUAUGAUACUUACAGUAUGCAUUUCUUCAAUGUCAAAAUGUGGGGGUCAAAACAACUCUAGAAUGGAAGACAAAGCUGCAUAUUAAGCUGUUUGUGUAGACGUGGAAAACCUGCUUAACUAUAGCAUAGACAAAGUUUCAGGAGGGUAAAAUAGAAGCCAAUACUUUCGUUUCAUAACAAACUGAACCGUGAAUAAGUGGACUACAGGGACGCAGAGUAUCAUAGUUUGAAAAGCGCUCACACUUGCCUCCUGUUUCAAAAUGUCCACAUUGCCAUAUAUGGCCAUAUGUUCCACAACGCAUCAACAGGGUGAAUGCCGAAAGAAUUAAAAAGGGAUAUUUUUCAUGUAGAAAGAAAAGAGUGCAUGUUGACCAACAAAGUGAAAUAUACAACACAGGGAUGUUAAUGUGACAGCCUGCGUUAGAAGAUAUCAAAGUAUGUAAAUGUUUUAUGAUGUACAAAAUACCACUGUCAAAUACAUUUUUGGCUGUUUCAGUACAGUAUAUAAAAAGAGCAGUACAGUUACAUACUAGGUUGUAUGUUUACCAGUUUGGUUUAUUUUGUUUUUGGUAAAAGCUGUGUGUCUACUAUGCAAACUUGGCAUCCUUUACAAACAAAUGAUAUUAAUAGAGCUGUGCUAGUAAGUGCAUUUUAUUUUGUUAUCUGAAUAAAAAUGAUUAAUGAUAUAAUUUGUGUUAGUGUAGUGAGGUUGUCGUCCACUCUAGUUUGGCCUCAUGACGCCGCCGCUGACUCUCCCAAAACGCUUGCAUCUCCUCCGUUUCUGUACAAAGUGUAAGAAAGAAUUUUUAAGACUGUUAAUAAAUUAUAUUUAUAAGCAAUGCUGAAAA
This is a messenger RNA of Salvelinus fontinalis (brook trout), 5553 nucleotides long. It is a transcript of the gene unc5ca, whose product is annotated as unc-5 netrin receptor Ca. NCBI's taxonomy places the organism in Eukaryota, Metazoa, Chordata, Actinopteri, Salmoniformes, Salmonidae. The record is from RefSeq and is a predicted model, not a curated record. Gene Ontology annotation, cellular component: membrane. Gene Ontology annotation, molecular function: netrin receptor activity; protein binding. Gene Ontology annotation, biological process: netrin-activated signaling pathway.